UCUAUUUAUUUGUUCCAGUUUGUGACCUGUGAAUACCAUGUCUGAAAUUCUGAAUUCUCCAUAGUUGUAAUAAAUUUUUUUUGCUGAUGGGUUUGUCGACGAUGUAUUGGGGGUCUCUGGUAAAGAAGAAGAAGAAUAAGAAAGUGCAGGUGAUUUUUCCCAAUGGAGAAUUGCGCCCUUUUGAUCCACCCAUCACCAUAUGUGAACUUCUUUUGCAAUAUCCCCACCAUUACUGCGUUCCCCACGUCAAGGGAUCGAAUCUCACCAUGAAUGAUGAGCUCGUGGGUGGGAAUACUUAUCUUUUGUUGCCUCUGCCCAGGCUUGGAAUCAAUUCCAGUUUAAGGCGUGCUAAAUCUUGGGAGCCCUCGUUGGGCAUGAUUGCAGAAAUCAAUGCUCCACUUCAGGGAGUUUCUGCAGAGACCAAAACUCCAUUGCAGAAGAACAAAGUAGAUAAGACACUUGGAAAACAUGAGAAAAAGGUCGUUAAUAUGGUGGAGAUAAAGCCCACGUAUUCCUUGAAUCGCAGGGCUUGGGAUACGGGAAGGGCAAAGAGCAUGGAGUAUAUGGCACCUUCUGCGCUUAUAUUCUGAGCUCCUCUGAGUUAAUUCAAUGGAGAUGAUGAUAUGUGAAAUAUAAUGUUACUGUCUUUACAUGAAUGCUCUUUUUUGUUUUGUUUUGGAUGACAAAUGUCUAUCCUUCUGGCUGCCAUGCCUGAAUCUACGUUUGGUUUGGCAUUAUAAACUGUCCAUAAGUUAUGUUCAUAUCUAUAAUCUAGUCUAGUUUUGUUUUGGUAUCAUAAACAGUCCAUAAGUUAUGCUUGUGGUACAGUUUCUCUAUGUGAAAAGGAAGAAAAAUCUUCUGUUUUGUUACUUGACUUUCAAGAUAGGGUAUUCCCAACUUUUAAGAGGAAUGAUCAUUGUAGUCCAGGUAAUGGACACCAUGAUACCCACAUCAAAAGUCCUGCUAAUUUAUAGCCAUGCAUAUGUGUAUUCUCAUCCCAUGAUGAGAUGGUUCAGAAUGCUCUUUGAGAUUAGGAGAAUGAAAUAAAUGGGAUUAACCAGAUUCUGUGAUGGGAGAACUAAUUUCCUUGGCUAUCACACUGGAUGGAAAA
Messenger RNA from Cryptomeria japonica (Japanese cedar), 1111 nucleotides. RefSeq lists its product as uncharacterized. Bases 87 to 590 code for a protein of 167 amino acids. NCBI's taxonomy places the organism in Eukaryota, Viridiplantae, Streptophyta, Pinopsida, Cupressales, Cupressaceae. The record is from RefSeq and is a predicted model, not a curated record. The transcript has 2 exons.